This is a messenger RNA of Darwinula stevensoni, 1602 nucleotides long. NCBI's taxonomy places the organism in Eukaryota, Metazoa, Arthropoda, Ostracoda, Podocopida, Darwinulidae. The record is from the annotation of a GenBank genome assembly.
CUCUCCAGAUAUCCUAUCAAAGAGAAAGCCUUUCAAUUUUCAGUCUGAAGUGAUACUGAUUCAAAGCCAGUCAUGAGGUACUUUGACAAGGAAACUAAGGCUAAUGUCAAGCCUUCACUGAAAAGGAAGCUGAAAAGACAGGCAAGGGAUAUUAAAAAGUUCCCCUCUGAGGGGAAGUCUCAGGAGGAAAAGGAAGAGGUGUAUGUGAUCGGAGGGAAGGAAACGCUGAGGAAAAGGUACAAGUUCAAGACCCGUGGGAAAUUCAAAGUCACAAAUAUGGAUGACUUCAAGGACAAAGAAGCAGAGGAGGAAGAAUCCAAGGGCCCCGACCCGUUCCCCGGGCCGGCUCCCAUCCCCAUCAAGAAGUUCCAGCGACACAAUCGAGGCGAGGGGAUUCGAGUGAGAGGUGUGAAGACGAAGUUGUGGAAGAAGAAGUGGCACUUGAAAGACCAACAGAUGAAAUGGACGGCCGAGCAGGCGGCCAGGACAGAGAUACUUCUCACCGAAUCUGCAGGGUUUCUACAGCCUGGGAAAGGGGAAGACACUUCCCUCUAUAAUCCCCCUUCCGUCCCGGUACAACGUCGGUAUCUGACCGUGACCAAGAGACUACUCAACGAGAUGAACGUCAUGGAGUCUGUACAUGAUGUCCAGUGGUUUCACAAUGAGAAUAUGUAUGCUGUGGCCCAGAAGGAAUGGGUGUAUGUGUAUGACAGCAAGGGUGUUGAACUUCAUUGCCUGAAGGCCUUGGAUCGUGUGCUUCGCAUGGAAUUCCUCCCUUACCACUUCCUCCUUGCCGCCUCGAUACUCGCUCCUAUGAACUCAACCGACCUACAUAGUUAUCCCUUUUACCACAGGGUCAAGUUGAGAGCUAGAGGGACCAUGAGCAUGUGGACCCCAAACGUGAAGGAGCCAGUGGCCAAGAUGUUGUGUCACCUCACAGCCGUCAAAGCCGUUGCUGUGGACCCCAAGGGAAUGUUAGGAGGAACGGGGGCAUCUGAAUUGCAGUUCAGUCAAAGGGGCCUCCUGGCUGCAUCUCUUGGUAAUGUUGUUGAGAUCUACAAGGACAGCUGUAGAAGGACAGUGAGAAAGCCAUACCUGUGUCACCGUCACAAACACGUUGUGACAGGAUUAGAGUUCUGCCCAUAUGAGGAUGUGCUUGGAGUUGGCCAUUCACAAGGCUUCAUGUCUCUUCUCAUUCCUGGAGCGGGAGAACCCAACUUUGAUGCAUUGGAAAGCAAUCCAUUCCAGUCAAAGGCUCAAAGGCGAGAAGCAGAGGUCAAGGCUCUGUUGGAGAAGAUAUUAACACAACAACCCGUAAACGUCAUCCAACCGGAUUUGAUCACUUUGGACCCGGGAGAGUUGGGGGAAGUGGAUACUCCAACACUAGGAGAGAAGAUGGAUGCAAAGAAGAAGCUUCUUUACGUCAAGGUCCCCGAGAUGAAUCUGACCCAUCGGAAAAGAAAAGGGAAGGUCGGCAAGGUCAGGGAGGAAGUCAGGCAGAGGCUCAUCAAGGAAAAACGCCAGGCUGUUCCAGAGGAGAAGAAGGAACCAGAGGAGACGAUCUUCCACCCUCUCAAUCGCUUCCGCCCAAAGUCCUCCUGA